AUGAUGCUUGAAAACUUACCUGACCGCAGCAAGAAGCGCGACAGGGACGACGUGUUUGGUCCCUCCCUCCUCACAUCCCAAAAAUGUGUCAACUACAACAAAGACCAACCUCAAAGCCAUGCUAAACAUCACACGCCCUCGAAAGCGUCUGCAGAAACAACAGCGACAACAGCACCAAAGCCAACAAUGGCCAUUGGGCCCAAAGACUGCCCGGACUGCAAGCCUGGUGAGACCAACGGGCGAUGUCCUAAGCACAAGAAACACAACAACCCUGGUCGCAACAAGCGUAAGAGAGAAGCGAAGGAAAGAUUGCUCAAGAAUCCCUUUAAAGAUCUGUCCAAGCCUGUGAUUGAUGAACACAGCUUUGAGCACCGCGAUAACAACAUCUCAACAACACAACAACAAGAGUACAGAAUGGCAAGGUCAAUCUCGCCCGAGGGAGGUGUUGCUAUCGAUGAAGAAACUCUGGCGAAGCUGCGCAGCCAUCACCACAGCACGCUCGGCUGUGACGGGGAUUCCAGUGGCGAUGGUUUAAGCCAUGAUGAUUCUCAUGAUGAUCGUUCCCCUUAA
Aureobasidium musti is the source of this 570-nucleotide messenger RNA. The record is from the annotation of a GenBank genome assembly. NCBI's taxonomy places the organism in Eukaryota, Fungi, Ascomycota, Dothideomycetes, Dothideales, Saccotheciaceae.